AUGGUGAAGCAGAAUGGGUGCGGGACGAUUGCAUCAAGAAUCGGACACUUAUCGCUUUUGGACCGCGUAUAUCAGAUGGUGGACGACCCAUCAACGAAUUCAAUCAUCUCGUGGAGCCAAAGCGGCAAGAGUUUCAUCGUUUGGGAUCCACUGGAGUUCUCUAGAGAUCUUCUAGAGAGAAUCUUCAGUCACCACGAUUUCUCAUUAUUCAUUCAGAAGCUCAACCAUUUUGGUUUUAGGAAAGUUGACUCUUCUGAGCAAUGGGAAUUUGCAGAUGAUGAGUUUGUGAAAGGUGAGCCUGAGCGUGUUGGGAAUAUAUAUAGACGCCUUGAUUCAGAUUCCGAUUCAGAUGCAAAACCUAGUGUCACGAGACUCAAAACGAUGAAGACAGUCGUGAUGAAAAGGAAAAUUAAGCCCACAGUGGAUAAUAAAACGAUGAAGAGAGUCGAGAUGAAAAAGAAGAUUAAGCUGAGGGUGAAUAAUAAGAAAGCUUCAAAGGCGGUAGGGGAUCAGUUGCAAGGUUUACGUAUUUGA
This is a messenger RNA of Microthlaspi erraticum, 534 nucleotides long. The record is from the annotation of a GenBank genome assembly. Lineage: Eukaryota; Viridiplantae; Streptophyta; Magnoliopsida; Brassicales; Brassicaceae.